This is a messenger RNA of Phoenix dactylifera (date palm), 1389 nucleotides long. RefSeq names its product protein trichome birefringence-like 38. Lineage: Eukaryota; Viridiplantae; Streptophyta; Magnoliopsida; Arecales; Arecaceae. The record is from RefSeq and is a predicted model, not a curated record. Gene Ontology annotation, molecular function: O-acetyltransferase activity. Gene Ontology annotation, cellular component: Golgi apparatus.
AUAGGCGACCGGUGGAUACCUUUGAAGGGCCCCCACCCUAGCUACUUCCCUUCCCUCUUCCGCUCUUGGUCACAAAUCUCUCUCUUCCUCCAUCUCUAUCCUCUCACCUUCCUCUCUCCAUGGCAUCCGGAGCCCAUUUGGGCUUUGGUCCUCUCCUGCUCCGCUACGUUUCUUUGGUCCUCGUGGCCUCUUUGCGGCGAGUGACGGCGGGGAGAUUGAGCCCGGCGGCGUGUGAUCUGUUCAACGGGAGCUGGGUCUACGACGAGUCAUACCCGCUCUACGACUCGGAGAGUUGCCCCUUCAAUCGCCGCGAGUUCGAUUGCCUCAGGUACGGCCGCCCCGAUAAGCUGUACCUCAAGUACAGAUGGAGUCCCAAUGGCUGCGACCUCCCAAGAUUUGAUGGCAGAGACCUACUGAGGAGGUGGAAGGGAAAGAAGAUAAUGUUCGUGGGUGACUCGUUAAGCUUGAAUCAGUAUGACUCGCUCCUGUGCCUUCUCCAUGCGGCGGUGCCCAACGGGAAGACAAGCUCUACCGACACGGGGACGCUCAAGACGGUCACGUUUGAGGAUUAUAAUGUGUCGGUGAUGUACUACCUCAGCCACUACUUGGUGGACAUUGUCAGGGAGAAGAUUGGACGGGUUCUCAAGCUCGAUUCUAUACAAGGUGGUCGAGUGUGGCUCGGCGCCGACGUGCUUAUCUUCAAUACAUGGCAUUGGUGGCCUACAAGGGGACCCUCCCAACCGUGGGACUUUAUUCAAGACGGCAACAAGAUAUUGAAGGACAUGGACCGCAACGAGGCUUUCUCUAAGGCACUGGCCACAUGGGCCAGAUGGGUGGACUCCAAUAUCUAUCCAGCCACAACUCAAGUCUUCUACCAGGGAAUCUCUCCGUCCCAUUACCAUGGACAGGAUUGGGGCGGGUCGUACAGAGAGAGUUGUUCAGGGCAAAGACAGCCACUGAACGCAUCAACAUAUCCUGCAGGGCCAUUGCCGGAACAAGCCAUCGUGAAGAAUGUCUUGCGUACUAUCUCGAAGCCAGUAUAUUUGCUGGAUAUAACCCUCCUAUCGCUGCUCAGAAAAGAUGCCCACCCAUCAAAGUAUAAUGGUGUCCACUUCCAAAACGACUGCACCCAUUGGUGUGUUGCUGGCCUUCCGGACACAUGGAACCAGCUCAUGUAUGCGGCUCUUGUAAGCUGAGAGUGAGAUGGCAUAUAUAUAGGAUUCUUAUGAAAAUAGGUGGGCAAAGGUAACCAUGCAUUGAAAUGAAUAAUGAUUCGAUUAAUAAUGAUGCUUUGUGCUAUAGGCCCUGAUUGAGUUUGGAUUGACCCAACCAAAAUUGAGCUAGGAUUCAAGCUGAUAUGUCUCGGAUAAUCCGACCCAAACCAAACUU